Messenger RNA from Diospyros lotus (date-plum), 1656 nucleotides. Its product is annotated as protein WHAT'S THIS FACTOR 1 homolog, chloroplastic. Gene Ontology annotation, molecular function: RNA binding. The record is from RefSeq and is a predicted model, not a curated record. Bases 1 to 1227 code for a protein of 408 amino acids. The transcript has 2 exons. Lineage: Eukaryota; Viridiplantae; Streptophyta; Magnoliopsida; Ericales; Ebenaceae.
AUGCAGAGAAGUUCAAUGUUCUGGCGACGGUAUCGGUAUCUUGGAUCCUCUUUUUUUGAUAGAAGAAUGAUCUGUGAAGCUUUAGGUACAACUCCAUUGGGGAAACCAGGUUAUAUAUGGGUCCCUGUAAUGCACAUAACGAGUGGGGGAAGAAGACCCAAGAAGAAGAUCUACCAUAGGGUCAGUGAGCUUGACAGAGUCAUGGACCUUCAAAAGAAACCAUCAUUGAUUCUGCAGCUCAAGUCCAUUAUUCAAGCUCAGAGAAACCAAUCUCUCCGCCUCAGAGACCUUGAAAAAGAAGUUGGUUUUGUUCAGAAAUGGAAUUUCAUGGCUGUCAUUGAGAAGUACCCUACCAUCUUCCAUGUCAGUGGUGGUAACAGAGCUCCUCCAAUGGUUAUGCUCACGGAGAAAGCCAAAAAGAUUGCCGCUGAAGAAGUUGAUGCCAGAGAGAAAAUGGAGCCCAUUUUAGUAAAGAACCUGAGAAAGUUGUUGAUGUUGUCAGUUGAUUGCUGCCUUCCGCUGGAAACUGUUGACUUGGUCAAAUCUUCAAUGGGUUUGCCGUGUGACUUCAAGAGGUCUUUGAUUUCCACGUACCCAGAGUACUUCUCAGUGAAAGAUGUUCGUGGGAGAGAAUAUCUUCAGUUGGAAAAUUGGGAUUCUAGCCUUGCAGUAACUGCUAGAGAGGAAAGAUUGGCACAUGAAGGGAUUCUGAUCUCUACUAGAUGUUCAACGAAGGUUAGAAUUUCCAAAGAUGGUAACUUUCCGGGUCCCUUUGCUUUCCGCUUGAGUUUCCCUGCUGGUUUUCGACCAAACAAGGGCUAUCUUGAACAAAUUCAGAGGUGGCAGAAAAUGGAAUUCCCUUCCCCAUACUUAAAUGCAAGGAGAUUUGAACCUAAGGAUCCAAAAGCUAGAAAACGCAUGGUGGCAGUGCUGCAUGAGCUCCUUAGUUUAACCGUGGAGAAGAGGAUGACAGCUGCUCAACUGGAUGCAUUUCAUUCAGAGUACCGUUUACCAGCUAAAUUGUUGCUUUGCUUGAUAAAGCACCAUGGUAUCUUUUACAUCACAAAUAAAGGUGCCAAGGGUACUGUAUUCCUUAAAGAGGCUUAUGAUGGAUCAUAUUUGAUUGACAAAUGUCCUCUGUUGGCUUUCUGGGAUAAAUUUGUUGCACUUACUGGUAGAAGGGAUGAGUACAGAGUUGGACAGCAUUCAUCGCAGAUUGUUAUAUGAAAGUGUCUCCUGAUAAGGAAAUGCAAUUUAUGCUUGGAAAAGGCCUACUGAAAGUUCCUGAUACAUGAAAUAUGCGAGGCAAAAGCAAAGUUUUCUGCUUCCACUCAAUUGCGAAUGAUAAUUUGCUCUCCCACUUCUAAUGGGAACACAAAAGAUGCCGGGGAAAUAUUUAAUCCCUCCAAUAAGUAACUGCUUCGGCUUCAUCGACCUCUUUUAUUUCUGAUGUAACGCGGCAUAUCUUUCAAAAUUGGGAUGCCGAAUUUGUUAUUUAUUUAGAAUUUGUGGUCAACUAGAUUGUUAGAUCAUAGAGUUGGCCUUAUCUCAUUAGGACCCGUCUGGGUUGGCAUGCUAUUGGUGGUACAAUCUAGAAGAUGUUGUCAUUUUCUGUACUAUCACAAAGGCAGCUAUCUUAGGUUGGUGUCUUCUCUU